This is a messenger RNA of Lottia gigantea (owl limpet), 324 nucleotides long. RefSeq lists its product as hypothetical. The transcript is spliced from 2 exons. The record is from RefSeq and is a predicted model, not a curated record. Bases 1 to 324 code for a protein of 107 amino acids. NCBI's taxonomy places the organism in Eukaryota, Metazoa, Mollusca, Gastropoda, Lottiidae.
AUGGCAGAAAUGGAAGCGCGUGACACAGUAGCAGACGAUAAGUUAGUAGGACGAGAUUGUUAUGAAAGUGAUAGUGAAACAAGUAUUUGUGUUGAAAGUAGAGAUGAGCAAUCAAAUAAUGAAAAUAAUAAUGAUAUUGAACAAUCAAAAAAUGAUAUACCACCAUUAAUUCGAGAUCCAGUUCAACAUUCACCACAACCUAUAAAGAGACCGACGCCAUUUUCUGUUUUAGAUAUACUUAGUCCUAAUCGAUUCCAUGGUACUUUUGCUAAUGACGUCACACACUGCAAUGGUUCAAUUAUUUGUUUGAUGUUAAUGGGAUAA